Podarcis raffonei (Aeolian wall lizard) is the source of this 1231-nucleotide messenger RNA. It is a transcript of the gene TST, whose product is annotated as thiosulfate sulfurtransferase. Gene Ontology annotation, biological process: transsulfuration. Lineage: Eukaryota; Metazoa; Chordata; Lepidosauria; Squamata; Lacertidae. The record is from RefSeq and is a predicted model, not a curated record. Bases 127 to 1023 code for a protein of 298 amino acids. Gene Ontology annotation, cellular component: mitochondrion. Gene Ontology annotation, molecular function: thiosulfate-cyanide sulfurtransferase activity. The transcript is spliced from 2 exons.
CUUGCUCCUUUAUUGGUGGGGAACCAGACACCAGAGCUUGUGAGUUUGAGACCCUCCCCUUUCUCCUGCAUAUUCCUUUCUGCUUGCGAGUUCUGUCUUCAUCCAUCCAAAAGCACCUUAGCUGACAUGGUGCAACAAGUGCUGUAUAGAGCUCUGGUCUCCACCAAAUGGCUAGCAGAAGCUGUGCGGGCCAAUAAGAUUGGGCCUGAGCUGCAGGUGCUGGACGCCUCCUGGUAUGAACCCGGUGGCAAGAGAGAUGCCCAGAAAGAAUUCAGGGAGCGGCACAUCCCCGGAGCCUCCUUUUUCGACAUUGAGGAAUGCAAAGACAAGUCAUCCCCUUACGAGGUCAUGCUUCCCAGCGAGAAGCACUUUGCGGACUACGUCGGCCGCCUGGGCAUCAGCAACCAGACCCAUGUCGUGGUGUACGAUGGAGACAACCUGGGCACUUUCUACGCACCGCGGGCCUGGUGGAUGUUCCGUGUCUUUGGGCACCGAACUGUCUCCGUGCUGAAUGGGGGGUUCAAGAACUGGGUGAAAGAAGGGCACCCCGUGACAUCAGAGAGCACCAGACCAGAGCCGGCCGUUUUUAAAGCCAGCCUGAACAGAUCGCUCCUGAAGACCUAUGAGGAUAUGCUGGAGAACCUGGAAUCCAAGCGGUUUCAAGUGGUGGAUUCCAGAUCUGAAGGGAGAUAUCGGGGAACAGAACCUGAGCCAGGGACACAAGGGCUUGAACCAGGCCACAUCCCCCAAACUCUGAACAUGCCUUUUUUCAAUUUCUUGACUGAAGAAGGAUUUGAGAAGAGCACGGAAGAGAUCCGGAGCAUGUUCCAGGAGAAGAAAGUGGAUCUCUCAAAGCCUCUGAUUGCCACAUGCCGCAAGGGGGUCACAGCCUGCCACAUUGCCCUGGCGGCGUACCUGUGUGGCACACCAGAUGUGGCCAUCUACGAUGGAUCUUGGUCAGAGUGGUUUCGGCGUGCCCCGCCAGAGCUUAAAAUUUCAGAGUGGAAACGCCAUAAGGCAUAAGCAAAGCAGUAUCAGUCUGCUGCGGUUAUUCAUGCACCGAGGUUUGGGUUCUUAAUUAUUCCUGACAAAGAUCAAGGGCUAGGGAAAUGUGAAGUUCGUAGUCUUUUAUAAAUUUUUUAGUUUUCUAAUUGAACGCUAUGUUUUUUCCUAUUUCUUUUUUGUAAUUGGUAAUGGAAUAAAGCAGAAUCUCAGGUCAAGUGGCCUUUUA